GGGGGUGUGCAACUUGUUUUAGUUUUAGGCUGAAUUAAUUUUUAUAAUAUCAGGAGAGAUACUUAUACUAUAUCUGCUUUUAUUCAGAAACACGAUUUUUGUUGCUCUCCAUCUUAAAUAGACGUCUUUUUUAAAUGUUGCAUUUGAUUAUAGCCGCCCCUUUGAUUGGUAGCGGCCUUCUGUCACCUGACGUAGCCCAGCUGCUAAGCCGGGGGCUGUACUAUUGAUUUGUUCUCAUUCGGUGGCGUCAGCCGUGGAAUACAACUUGCCUGAGAAAAAGAUGGGGGAGUCUUGUAAGGAACAAGAUAUGUGUACAUCUCAGCAGGGAAAUGGCUCUCCUGAAGAAGAAUUUUUCAGUAUGGCAGAUAUGUUUCUUUUGUCUCUUAUAGUUGGCCUGUUGACUUACUGGUUCUUUUUUCGGAAAAAGAAAGAGGAGACCAUUGAAUUCCCCAAAAUUCAACCCACCGUGACUUCCUCUGUUCGAGAAAGCAGUUUUAUUGAAAAGAUGAAAAAGACAGGAAAAAACAUUGUGGUAUUCUAUGGUUCUCAGACCGGAACAGGCGAAGAAUUUGCUAAUCGACUGUCAAAGGAUGCUCACCGGUAUGGCAUGCGUGGGAUGGCUGCUGACCCAGAAGAAUUUGAAAUGGCAGAUCUUGGUCGUCUCACAGAAAUCGAGAACGCUCUUUCUGUUUUCUGCAUGGCCACUUAUGGGGAAGGUGAUCCUACAGAUAAUGCUCAGGAUUUCUAUGACUGGCUUCAGGAAACAGACAUUGACCUUACAGGACUUAAGUAUGCAGUUUUUGGCCUUGGCAACAAGACGUAUGAGCACUUUAAUGCUAUGGGAAAAUAUGUAGACAAAAGACUUGAAGAAUUAGGAGCUGAGCGCAUUUUUGAGCUGGGAAUGGGAGACGAUGAUGGCAACUUGGAGGAAGACUUUAUCACAUGGAGGGAGCAGUUCUGGCCAGCAGUUUGUGAACACUUUGGAGUUGAGGCAACUGGAGAAGAUUCUAGCAUUCGUCAGUAUGAACUUGUAGUGCACACAGAUGAGAACAUGAACAAGGUCUACACUGGAGAGAUGGGCCGACUAAAGAGCUAUGAAACUCAAAAACCACCAUUUGAUGCUAAAAAUCCUUUCUUAGCUAACGUAACAGUCAAUCGCAAACUAAAUGAGGGUGGAGACCGACAUUUGAUGCAUUUGGAACUAGAUGUCACCGGCUCUAAGAUAAGAUAUGAGUCUGGAGAUCAUGUGGCUGUGUACCCAGCAAAUGAUACUACACUCGUAAACAAGUUAGGAGAGAUCUUGGGCACAGACCUUGACACAGUCAUUUCUCUAAACAACUUGGAUGAGGAGUCUAACAAAAAGCACCCUUUCCCCUGUCCUACCACAUAUCGUACUGCCCUCACUUAUUAUUUGGACAUUACCAAUCCACCUCGGACUAAUGUACUUUAUGAGCUAGCCCAGUAUGCCACUGACCCUAAGGAGCAAGAAAACCUGCGCAAGAUGGCCUCCUCAGCACAAGAGGGAAAGGCUCUAUAUCUCAGUUGGGUUGUUGAAUCAAGAAGAAAUAUUCUGGCCAUACUAGAGGAUAUACCUUCACUGCGCCCUCCAUUGGAUCACCUUUGUGAGUUGCUACCACGCUUACAGGCCCGCUAUUACUCCAUUGCAUCCUCCUCAAAAGUUCAUCCCAAUUCCAUCCACGUAUGUGCUGUGCUUGUUGAAUAUGAGACCAAAACAGGCAGAGAAAAUAAAGGAGUGGCUACAAAUUGGCUCAAAAAUAAACAUCCCAGUGACAAUGGACACAAGUCAUCAGUUCCCAUGUAUGUGCGCAAGUCCCAGUUCCGCCUUCCAUUCAAGCCCAGCACACCUGUUAUCAUGAUUGGCCCUGGGACAGGCAUUGCCCCAUUCAUGGGUUUCAUCCAGGAAAGAGAGUGGCUGAAGCAGCAAGGCAAGGAGGUUGGAGAAACUGUGCUGUACUAUGGCUGCCGCCAUGAACAUGAAGAUUACCUUUACAAAGAUGAGUUAAAACGGUAUCACAAGGAUGGAGUUCUGACACAACUGAACGUUGCCUUCUCGCGAGACCAAGCCCAAAAGGUUUAUGUGCAGAAUCUUCUAAAGAACAACAAAGAGAUGGUAUGGAAGCUAAUCCACGAAGAUAAUGCCCACAUUUAUGUCUGCGGUGAUGCCCGCAACAUGGCUCGGGAUGUGCAGAACACUUUCUAUGAUAUUGUGGCAGAGUAUGGCAAAAUUGACCAUGCUCAGGCUGUGGAUUACAUCAAGAAACUAAUGACCAAAGGUCGCUAUUCCCAAGAUGUCUGGAGUUAAUCAAGGAUGCCAUUCCAUUAUAAAGCAAAUUGUACUAAGUUGGCAUUAUCUCAGACCCACAUGAGCCAGUCCAUGACAAUGCUAAUGAAAAUGAAACCCCUGUUCAAUCUCGAUUUCUGAGGAGAGACUGCUGCCGUUUUUUGUAUUGUUUAGCCACUUUUAUUUUACAGCACAGGGUGGCAUGUGUCAGUAUAGCUUUGAACUGUACCCUCUGGAAUACUUGUGUGUGCACCAUUACUGCAAAUGGACUUUUAUGUUGUUUAUUUUACUAACAAGCAGAGUCCAUUUUGAUAUCAUAUCAUACCUGUUAGUUUAUUUUUGUAAGAAACUAUUAGAUGUCAAAAAUCAUGACAAAGUAUAUGGCAGGCUGGUAUUGCCAUUUAGUUGAGCGAGUCCCUUCAUACCCAACAAGAGCAAAGCAUCUAACUGUUGGAUUAGGGAUUUGGUGCAUUGUCGUUAAUGGCAUAGAAAUGUCAUGAGGCUAGCCCUAUAUAUAUAAUGGUUAUACUGCAAACUGUUAUCAUGUCAUUUAAGAAUGUAAAUGUGUUGAUAAGUAGGCAAAGUGAUCCAUUUGUGUGUUCGUGAGAGUUUUCAAUAUCCAAUCAUUUUCAAGAAUAAAGAAAUGUUUUAAGUA
Xenopus laevis (African clawed frog) is the source of this 2957-nucleotide messenger RNA. RefSeq names its product P450 (cytochrome) oxidoreductase S homeolog (gene por.S). Gene Ontology annotation, biological process: response to hormone. Gene Ontology annotation, cellular component: endoplasmic reticulum membrane; cytosol; cytoplasm. Bases 281 to 2323 code for a protein of 680 amino acids. Gene Ontology annotation, molecular function: NADPH-hemoprotein reductase activity; NADP binding; oxidoreductase activity. The record is from RefSeq and is a predicted model, not a curated record. Lineage: Eukaryota; Metazoa; Chordata; Amphibia; Anura; Pipidae. The transcript is spliced from 16 exons.